AUGGCCCAACACGAUAUAGAUGCUACGGAUAUCAUCUCGAGACGAUCUAUAACCUCUCUCAUUAGCGUGCACUCGGCACCCGUUCGGGACGGACUUCCAGACCCACCGAUGAAGUUGGGCCAGGAUAUUAUAAUUGAGAUCCCGCCUACAUCUGCUGCGGACGACGAGGCUUUCGUGGCAGCUCUCGUGGAAAUUAUCAACGCCGCAUACACAGAAACAGAGGGUGAUAUUUUUAAACCCGGCUACCUACGAACAUCGGGGCAAGACAUAGCAACUCUCUUGCGAUCCAGCGAACUAGCAGUUGCGUCACAACAUACAUCGUCUGGUGGUCGUAUUCCUCUAGGCUGUAUUUCUAUUCAGAAACUGGGUGAAACUCGCGCCGAACUCGGUCUAUUUGCAGUUGUAGCCGAGCUACGUGGUAACGGACUUGGUCGGGACCUGCUUGAAUUUGCUGAGCAGCAUUGCCUUAGCGAGCUGGGGGAUUCUGGGGCUGUUGUCACUCAACUUAACGUCCUAUUUCCGAAACAUUUCGAGCACCCAUUCAAAAUUCGCCUGCAGAAAUGGUACAUGAAGCUGGGCUAUCAGAUCGUAAGGCAUCGAGACUUUUUACUUGAUUACCCGCAGUUGGCACCGCUACUUACAGGGCCCACUGAAUACCGUAUGCUUGAAAAGAAGUUAGUUUAG
Molecule: messenger RNA, 684 nt
Organism: Daldinia childiae
Lineage: Eukaryota; Fungi; Ascomycota; Sordariomycetes; Xylariales; Hypoxylaceae
Exons: 1
Coding region: 1-684 (227 amino acids)
Molecular function (GO): acyltransferase activity, transferring groups other than amino-acyl groups
Source: RefSeq, a predicted model, not a curated record